AAUUUGCCCUGGCUUCCUCGCGCUUUGAGACUCUCUGAUGUGGGGACUGGAAAAGGCCUGCCUGUUUGAGCACUUGUUAAUUUAUUUGAGCACUCCUUUGGAAACAAGCAGGAUCAGGUGCUUAAGGCGCCUGUUUCGGCGCUGCCACAGGGUGGCCCCCCAGCAAAGCCCAGAGCAGCCCGUGGCGCCAGUUCUGCGGUUCCACAUCCCUUCCCCAGGGCUGCUCGAGGAUGAGCAAGUAUACAUCCUCGGGGUCAUCCAGAGCUGCCAGGCAGCUGAGCUCAGGGGGCUGCGAACCCUGAAGUGCUCCAUGCAGGAGACGGCCAAAGCCAUUCUGGAUAUCUUGGGGCCCAUGGAGCACUUCAGGGAUCGCCCCCUGACCCUGGCCCUUGCCUUGGAGGCCCUCCUCCAGGUAAGUACCAUGAGGCCCAAAUUCAGCUGUGACAUGAUCAGUGCGAUCCUCCAUAGGACCAUGGAGGCAGUUCUUCAGGGCCCAGAAAAGGAGGAGGAAAGAGAGGAGCUGAAGCGCCACUUCCGUCUCCUCCUAGGAAGUCUCCUUAUGGAAGCCCCCAAUCCUGGCACCCUCCUGCAACUUUUAAGCAUAAGUGUCCCGAUGGCAUCAGGGGUGGUUUUAGGGUUGCCCCCCCCCCAUCCCUUACCCAACGGGCUGCCCCAUUUCUGGGGCACAGAGCCUGUUUGGCCCUCAAUUUGGUCCAAGACCAGACUGGCCCCUGACUCUGAGACGCUCUUUCCUCCUGCAGGACUUGCGAGGAUACGCCCUGGGGGAAAGUGGGGAGGCUCAAAAACAAGUGGCCAGCGGCAUUUCGUUGCUGCUGGCCGUUGCCCGGAAAUUUCCCCACCUCCAAAUGACGGUAGUUUGUCCGGACCUGGCCUGCUUCCGCCUGAAGCCGAAAGAAGGUCAGCCCCACACCUUGGAGACAGCGAACUACCUUAUCCCUUAUUUGCCCAAGACCCACCUCCAAGGUCUUCUUUCUGGGAGUCCUGCAGCACCUGCUCCCUGCCUGGCAGGCCUUUCCCACCUGCCCUGGGAGGGCAGCGUCCGGACUGA
This is a messenger RNA of Zootoca vivipara (common lizard), 1069 nucleotides long. RefSeq lists its product as uncharacterized. The record is from RefSeq and is a predicted model, not a curated record. Lineage: Eukaryota; Metazoa; Chordata; Lepidosauria; Squamata; Lacertidae.